Molecule: messenger RNA, 12471 nt
Organism: Sitodiplosis mosellana (orange wheat blossom midge)
Lineage: Eukaryota; Metazoa; Arthropoda; Insecta; Diptera; Cecidomyiidae
Product: serine/arginine repetitive matrix protein 5-like
Exons: 4
Coding region: 820-4062 (1080 amino acids)
Source: RefSeq, a predicted model, not a curated record
AAAGCGGCAAACACGCAAACGCAACCAAAUAGUAAAUUGAAAAAAAGAAGAAAACAAAUUUAUUGACUUUUACUGAAACGCACGAAAUCACAGCGAAAGGGACGGUAGUAUAGCAAAUGUUUGUAUUUUUCCUCGUUCUCGUUGCGUUAGCUUUUCUUUGCACAGAGAAAUUGUUAAAAAUAACCGCAUUCGUCUGAAAACGCCGGGAAAGUGUAUCCAACCGAGCGCGCGUCGUCGCUCAUUCACUUCUAAAUCAUUUUUGUUUUCAGUUUUGUUGUUAUUUCGGCUGUGAACUCUGUCAGUACACAGCAAAUAUUCAUCGGUGCAAAUAAAUCAAAACAACGUUCUAACAAUUUUCCUUUUUUUCGCAAUAGACUCAGCAGUAAAAAAAAAAAACAAAUGAAUAAAAACAGUAAAAAUGUAAUUUUUACCAAAUUCAUAUACAACACAAAAUGAAUAUAGUGCGUAUCAGUGCAUCUGUAUAGAAAUAAAGCGGUGUUUAAUUUAAUCCACACAGAGAAAAGAGAUAAUAAAAAUUAUUUAUUUAUUGCGCGAGUGGGAAAUGGUGAAACGGCGAAAACAACACAAUAUUUAGACCGACAGUUCUUUGUGGUUGGUUCAUAGAAUAACCUGCGCAGCUCAAAUUUUGUACAAUUUGCAUUUGAAAAACUUGGUUAUUCUUGAAGAAUAUUGCUGAAUUGAGGAAUUAUUGCAACAAAUAACUGGAAUAUGUUGUAAUUUAUAGUUAUGAAUUUGAAGUAAUAGGUGCUAAAGUAAGGAUUUAUCCGAUUUAUCUGGACAUCGAAUAUACGCAAUAAGAUGUCGUCAUAUAAAGGAUAUGUCUCAUGGAAGCCUAACUUAUCACCAUACUUAUCAUCAAAAACAUCUCCAGCUACAAGCCGGUAUUCGUCACGCGAUGAAGUUCUCAGUAGUUCGUCGGAAUCAAAGCCAGCUCCACGUUUUGGAUCCAUAUCGUCGCCAUCGACAUAUCGACCCUCUUAUUCAGGUGGAACUUAUCGUAGCAUUGGAAUCAAACGUGAAACUCCAGUUACAUCGAGCCGUUGGCUAUCAUCAAAUAAAGAGCCGGCAACAAAGGAGACGGCAGUUGUAAAAAAAUUGCCAUCCAAAACUUUAUCAAAUGAUGUGGCCAGUUCAUGUGAAAAUAAAUUGGCUAAGAGUAGUCAAAGUUCGACGACAACAUCUGGAAAUCUUCUGGCCAAAACGAAGGCCAAGGAACAAUCGUCCACGAUAACACGACCGUCCAUUACUGUGGCCAAAGUACGAAUCCGUGAUGUAGGCUCAUCAAAUAGUUCUUACUCAACAUCAAAAUCACGUGAUCCUAGUCCAUGUGAGCCAGCCAAAGAUCGAUAUACAUCGUCUUCUGGCUAUGUAUCAUCAUCUUACAGUAAACUUUAUCCAAGAGGCACGAACAAAUUACAAGUAAACAGUUUUAGAAGUCGAUCAACCGGUCCGGCCGUUUCAUAUUUGAAUGGAAGUGAUGUUGGUGGCAGAUAUCGUCAAAAUGUAGAGCUCGUUAAAGAUAAUGCAAAAGCAUUACCAGAAGAGAGUUCUACAAAUGAAGAAACCUCGACAGCGGACAGUAUAAGUAGUCCAAAUGACACAUCCUCCGAACCAAGUGUGGAAAUGGUUGAGGUUAAUGUUAUUACAAGAGGAACAUCACCCAAUUUAUGUUCCACAUCUACAACAAAUUUUUCACGAUGUCGAAGAGUUGAAAUUGCAAAAACCAUCGAAAAGACAUUGAUGCGACCGAAGCGGAGGAUUAUCGGUGAAGAUAAAGGUGUUCAAUCGGAUCGCAUGGACGAUUCAACGAAAAAUUCCCGUUUCAGCGGUACAAGAUCAUCGACACCAUGGCCAUCUUACAUGGAAAAUAAAUAUAAUAGCAUGAACUAUUCACGCUUCAGUAGUACUUCGAAUGCCACAUCCCUGUCCAAAUACAGCAACGCCAACAAAAAUGAAAAAGAUUCCAUUGAAAGUUCACCGGAAAAGAGUGACGAGAAAAUUAUUUACGAAAAAUCACCGGAAAAAUCGCCAGAGAAAAGCCCAUCAAAAUCAUCACGAGAAAGUUCUGUAUCAAAAUCUCCAUCAAUAUCACGUAGCAAUUCAAUAAAAAGUGCGACAAAAACGGAAAAGUCCAAAUCGAAAAGUCCGCCGAUUCCAUCGUCAAAGAGCACAUCUUCAUCGCCAACAAAACAAAAAGUGUACAGCAAAGCACUGCCUCCACAGCCGCCUAAACUGGAAUCUCUAACCAAAACAAUUUCGGCCGCAUCGUCCUCAUCAUCUGCUAAUAGUUCCAAAUGGGCUAACAAAGACUUCCGUAAAUCCGCACUGAAUGUUGGCCAAACCGAUCGGCCGCGCAAAGCACGAACAUCCAGUUCAAGCACAGAUAAUGAAGAUAGUAAAAAGGUGCAGCAGAAACCGACUACAAAUCAAAUGUCAUUUGCACGAUCUGAUCGUUCACCCAGUGUUAGCUCAGAGACAAGUUAUUCAAGUGGUGGUGGCGGUGGUGGCGGCGGUGACGGCGGCGGCAACAACAGCAACGCUGACGACAUGACGAAAAACUUUUUGAAAUUAAAAAUAUCGCAGCCGCCAACUGCCGCAACACCGACUGCGCCAUCUGAUUCAAGCGACGUGAUGCAUUCAAAUAGCAAUGAUAUGACGUGUGAAUUAACAUCCAAUCCAAACGGUACGGUGCAAAAUCGAACAAACGAAUCAUCAACACACACUAGUGAAUCAUGCGCGAAAAUUGAUAAUACAAAAUCGAGUAUUAUGAAAUGUGUACUCGGCCCCGUCACAAAAAUAUCUAAAACGAAAUCGCAACUGCUUGGCGAGAGUCAAAACGGUUCUGAUCACGAAAGCGUGAUUAGUACAAACGAUAGCAUUAAGCAAGACACUUUAAUCGAAUCUGUGCUUAAUCAAACGACAUCGAACGGAACGAAAUUAAUUUGUAGCAAUAAUUAUUUAGCAGACGAAUCGAGUUGGAUCAAUUCAACACUAGACGAACAAACGACCGACACUCAAUUUGACAAAUUUCAAGGCUCCAAAACGAUAAACAUGAAAAGUCAAUUGAAGCUCAAUGACUCCAGCCAUCAAUUUCCAUGGUGGAUGAAUGAAACUGAAAAUGACGAUACCAUCGCCGAGGAUAUUACGCUGAAUCAGAGUGAUAACGAAACGAAGACCCAAAUCAAUAGUGUGGAUGUAGUAGAUGCUAGCCAAACGACUUCAUCAAUCCCAUGGUGGAUGGUGGAUGAGAACAACAGUGAAAAUCGACAAAAGUUUCGCAUUACGCAUGUUCGUUCGGGUGAACGAGCCUGGUGGCUUGACGAAGACACCGAAGAAAGUGUGAACGACAUUCUAGAAGCGGCCGAAACGGAAAACGAUACCGGUUCAAAAUUCACGUUCAAAAUCAAGAAGAUUGAAUCAGGUGAGCAGGCAUGGUGGCUCUGUGAAGAAAAUGAUGGCGCUGCUCCAGUCGAAACGACUAAUCAAAAUGUUAUCAACGAUGAUAUCAACAAGGAUGAGAGUUCUGAUAUCGAUUUCUGGGCAACGAUCAACGAAUCCUUGGAAGCCAAAAGACUUGAAUCCAAAUUAAAUAAAAAAAGACAACGAAAACAAAAUGAAUAUGCCAAUAGCUAUCAGUACGAUAUCAAUGCAAAUUACAUACCACUUGGCGAUCGAGCCAGUCCUGAAGGUUUGGAAGAUCUUAACAACUCUAGCAAAAAUUGUUCAUCACCAUAUGACAAUGUAAAUACAGCCUCUGUCGAAAUGAAUUUCAAAAAAUUAUUCAUAUCAAGGCAUCAAAAUAUUGACGACGUUCUCGGUGUUCAAUGCCAUGCACUAAGCCCAAUUCGACUUAACAAUGAAAACGUUUCACUAGAAGAGAUUCUACCAAGUCAAGUGAGCAUUCAUGAUGCUACGCCAAAAAAAAUUCACAUCGAAAACGACAGACAAAAUCGGGAAUAUUCGCAACAAUCAUCGCACGUUCAGUCACCGUUCAGAGUAAGUUUCAUCCGGGUGCCAUUAGAAAAAGUAAUCCAUAAAUAAGCAGAUGAAAGUUCGUUAGAUUGAUGUGACAUUUAUUAGCAAUUUUAUUUAACACUUAAAACAUAUAAAAUACUGAUACAUUUUUGCAUCUGAUCGGACGUUAUGAAAACAAUUUAUAUCGAUCAACAUCAUUCCAUGAUAACAAUUCAAAUGAGCGUCUAAAGUGAAAGCGAACAUAAAGACAAUGUUUCAACUAUCGCAAUUCCGGUGGCAAAUCAAAGUAGGCCGUAUUUUUCCAUGUAGCGAUAACUCGUCAUUGACAUAUCGGUAUUUGAAUGUUUGUUAUUUAAUUCACAUUGUCGAUUCACUGAUGGUCCAUUCGUUGGUGUUGCAUUACGAGUGUUUGCGAUCGUUGUUUGAGUGACCCCAUUCGCUAAUUUUGGUGAGUGUACAUUAUUUAAAUCACAUGGUAGAUAUUUCAUAGCCAGUGCAUUCAUCAGCAUACUGUUGUCGGUUGCAGCCACACGGUCGGCGGGCGUUCGCGGAAUUUCAUUCGAUGUUGAACCAAACGUAAUUCUAAAAGCAAAAAUUGUUGUUAUUUUUAAAACUAAAAUGCGACAAAAAGAAUGCGUUCAUUCAAAUCGACGAUGCAUUACAUUGUGCCGAAACUUGGAACCUACCUUUUUGUCAUAGCAGAAAUAUUUACAUCAUCAAUCUGAAAGCCAACUUGUUUGAAUUGAGCGCUCCGGAUGUUCGGCAUUACAUUUGAAGUGCGUCGAAUGGGAACUUCAUUCAGGCCGUAGGACCGAUUCUCUGUGUUGGCCGCUUGUUGUGGAUUUUUUGGUUCGUUACCUCUUGCACUCGAUAUGGGCGAUGUGUUUUGCAGCACGUCAUUCACUUGAUUUAAAAUAUUCCCAUAGAAUGUCCAUCCGGCUUGAGUGUCAGAGCUAUUUCUGGGGCUCGUAUCAAAAUUAUCAUCAUUACUUCCAGAAUCAGGCGAUUGCAACUGCUUUUGUGAUUCACAAUUGCACAUGCACCCACACUGUUUGAUAUUUUGAUUAAUUGCCAUUUUAUUCUUGGCUUUUGGUGUACUAAAAUUUUCAUCGGUUUGUAUGGCACUUGGUUUAAUAUUUUGCACAUUGAUUUCCAAGCUUGUCAUGACGCCAACCUGUUUAGCAUGCGAAUCAAUUUGAUUGAUAUUGGCAUUCACAUCUCCCAUUAUUUGAUUAUUGUUAUGAUGUCUGCUCUCCAAUUGAUUGGAUGCUACAUUGGCAGAGCGCAUAAGUAGAACAUGAACCUGAUUUUGUAUGUUCAUCAACUGUUCUUGUUGCUUCAAAAUCACAUUGAACAUAUCCUUCAUCGUUGGUUCGUUGUGGCUGGAAGGUGUGUUUUCGAAUGAUUGAUUUGUACCCCGUAUCAGUGAGAGAUGGUCAAUCUGCCGAUGUUUCUCUGAAGCAAUAUGGUGCCCAUUCAAUUGGUUUAGAUUACUUUCCUUAUUAGCUGUGCUGUUUUCUGAAGAGUUAUUCAACUGCAUAUUCUGAAGCAGUUGAUACACAUCAUUCAGUGUAAUUCCUUUUGUUUCGGCUUGAUUUUGAUUAUUAAACACUUGGUUCGUAAUUCGGUUGACCAUUUGAUUUGAUGGCCUUUUGUAAUGUUCAUCUGAAUUCAUUUGAGGCGAUACCACCAACCGUUUAUUGGUAUGUGGUUGUUGUAUGAAAUGGUUAUAGUCUUGCUGUCGCACAUCUGCUAUGUAAUUGGACUGAAUCGUAUGUUGAUUAACUUCAUUACUUUUUCUAGGCUCGCAUAAACUCAAAUCCAAUUGUUGACAAAUAGCCAUGGGAGUACUUUCGAUCGGUGAUUGUAGCAUAUUUUUAGUGGGCUGAUUGUCAUUUGGUAAAUUAAAUGUAACUAUUUUCUUUCGAUCUGCGGUUGAUGUUUGGUUAGGUGUAAACUUCGUGGCUACUGGCAUUUGCUGUUGCUGUUUCCAUUCUUUAUAACUUUUAGGCUGUACCAUUUGGUUUGCAAUUGAUUUUUUGGACUCGUCAAAAAUUAAAGACACUUCGGGAACGAUUGGUUUUGACAUAUCCUAAGCAUUGAAGAGAGUGAGAGAGAGAGAGAGAAAAGUAAACUUGAGCUCAGUUAAUUGCAUUUUUGCAUGAACAUAUUCAACUUACCAAUACCGGGUGCAAAGUUGGUUGCGGAACAAUGCGUGGUACUAAAUCUUCACUAAAACUUUCGAAAUUCGUCAUUUCGCCUCUAAAAAUAAUUAGUUUUCUAUGUUAUAAUUUCAAAGGUGUUCCGAUUUUAAUAACAAAAGUGGCAGUUGUUUAAUGAAAAUGUUGUUUCAUUGUUGAAUAUUCAAAAUGACAGUUUGGAAUGAAGUUGGCUGCGUCAUAGCUGUCACUUCAAAAGUCCAGCAGAAACAAAUGAAAAACGUUAGAAUCAUUUGGAUUGAAACUAUUUCAAAAGCAUCAAAAUCGCAUUGUCGAAUAAAAUUGUAUAUUUUUUUCUAUUUUUUUUUUUUUACAUUCCGUCAAAACAAAAAUUCGGUUGAAUUCAAUUUACCAUCCAAUUGAUUCGAAUUGCUCAAUUGCACAUGUGAUGAAAUCUCUAUAAAACACCAAACGAAAUCAUCUGUUAGCGUCAAUGUAAAAAAAAUCAACAAAUUAGUUUUGCGGCCAAUUUCUGAUGAAAAUCAUCUCAAACAAAUCAGCAAUUCCAUCUCAUCGAUGUUCACAGUGUGCUUCGUUUUAUGAAAUGUCGAGUUUUUUCUACUCUGCUAGUCUGAACUAUUUCAGUAUGCAUGCUUUCAGACGUUUUGAAUUAAUAUUUCUAUAUCGUACUGUUGUUUUUGUUUGCUGAUCAAUAUGCGUUGCUAGUGUAUUCCCGAAUUGACUGUGUUCUGAAAGUUUUGCAGGUUUUUGCUUCGGCUGUAUUUUGGAUGUCUAAUACAAUACACACAAAUUUGGAUCGAAAAAUCGACUUUACAAGAAAAUUACACACACAAUUUGAAACCAUUCAUCGUGCAAAUCGUUCAUAGUUCUUUCUCCUUCUCGUCUGUUGUAUCACUCUUCGUAUAUUCCUUGUUUUUUUUUUUGUGUUUGUUGUUAAUUUGGGUCAAAACAAAAAUGUUCGGCUUUUUGCCUGGUGCUGGAACAGCGCCAAAAGUAUGAAAAUCUAUUAGUAAUUUUCCCAAUAUUUUUUAUAUUUAGAAAAAUGUGUCUGCAACUAAUACUGACAAUGAAGUUAUUGUCACAGAAUCACAUGGGGCUAUCUGCGAUUCAUUUAGUACCGAAUAUGAUCGAAAAGAGACUGCAGAACAUUUUUCGAAACUUAGUGAAUAAUGCCGCAUGCAAUAAUUUAAUUCCACCUGAAACUUGAGAAAAAAUCAUUGGAUAAAAUGACGGUCGUAUGUUUUACGUCGGUAUUUUAUUACACAUCGUCCUGACUCCUAGGAAGCGACAUUACCGUUUUUUUUUUUUUUGCGAUGACGAAGUUUCUCAUUUUUGUUUUGUCGUAUUAUAUUACAAUAUUCGAGAACAUCAUGUCGCGUCGAAUAGUCGGCGACUUGUGCGGUAUCGCAGCUCGCAAAAUGUUAACAGAAACUUAAGCUCAUGCGGUACUUCACUCAUUAAUGAAUGACCUAAAAACAAACAUCUGCGCUACAUGCGUUGCAAACUUUUUUUCGGGUUUGCAGGCAAUCGACAUAGUAUCGUUAUUUUGUUUAUGGAUAUCCAUUUUGCACACAUUAUUUCGCAAAAAUGAUUUCAAUUAAUUUUGACUGAUUUAAAAUGGUUUUCGUUUAAUAAUAGAUAGACAGAUAAUGAUGUAAAUGUUUCUUUACCAUUCAAAGUGCAACGUUGCUAAAAAUUAUAUUACGUUCAAUUUCAAUGACUGGAAUGACAUUUAAAAACUAAUUUUGUGUCAAUAGGAAAUGUUCUACAUUCCCACUUUAUGAGGUGUCCGUUGGCGAGCGUGGGGUUUUAUUCUUUAACAUUCAAAUUGGAGCACAUAUGUCUGCAACAAUUUUACACGUUCGUCUUUCUCGGUAUAAAAUCAGGUUAAUUCUCAUCAAAUGUUGUGAUUAUACUCUGUUUGAAUCUUGCUAUUGCCUGAGAUGACAUUAGAAUAAGCGUGUUUGUUUGUACAGAUAGAUACAUGAUAAAAAUCAUAUAUUGGUCAAUGAAUAAAUGAGCGAAAGAGAGGGAAAAGACAAUAAAUUGAAAUCAGGUUCUAACUUAAAACCGAAUUGCACAUAUCCAUAUCGAUUCUUUCAGACUCUUUGUAGAAAUUUUGAUUGUGUUGCACGGUCCCUGCUUUUAUACAUGCAUUUCCCAUUGCAUACUACGCACAAAGAAUACUGUCUGCUUACCUUCUAUUUGUAUGAAUACAUGUAAAUGAAGCGAAAGCCAUAAAUGAAUGAACUAGAGUUGGUUUAGCGUUCAUGGGCUGCUAACAAACCUGAGAGAUAUAAGUGCAAAUACAAAAAUAUCCAACAUAGAAAAUCCUCGUGAAUGCUAGUCUUCAUUUAUUCAAACAUACACACAUAAAAAAACUGUGUGUGUUCAAUAUUUUCGGUAUACUUAAAUAGUAAUUUAUGUACUAAAACUGCCAAUUUGCUUAAGAAAAAAAUUGUUUGUUGAACUUCAAUUUUUUUCUUCACGUAAGUGUUGCUCGUGUGACUGUACUAAUACCAAACACGGAGGUAAUUUCGUUCCCAAGCCUCCAUUUUUACUCUUGCAAACACAACAUACACGCUCAAAGUGCACUGCAUUUUCGAUUAUUUGCUUUUUGGUAGUUUGUUUCCUUUUCUCAUAGGCUCUCUUCGUGUUCGCUUCUUUUUUCGUAUUUCGUUUUGUUUUCUCUUUCUUCGUAAUUUUCCUUUUGUUUGUGAUUUGCAUAUGGACUUUUCACUAGCCGUAACGAAAAUGUUAAGAGUUGUGUAUGCACCGCACCGUUCGUCUAUAUAUACAAAACCGUCGACGUCGACGUCGUCGUGGCAUGCUGCAAUGACCGUCUUGUUCGUUCUGGUAGUUUUCUUUGAUUAGUCUAUAUGUUACCCGUUUCGGUGGUUACGACAAAAUCAUACCGCAAUAAAACGAAUUGUAUAUGUAAUCCAAACUUUUCCGUGCACAUCUUGCAAAUUUUGUGCUCUUAAGGAGAAUAAAAUAUUUCAACGUCAAAUGCAAUUUAUGGUGUGACCAUGGCUGCAGCAACUGUUUUCUUGAUGUCAAUUCGCUUGACAUCAGCAGAAUUAAUAUCAAUUUAUUGAUAAAGUGAUUUCCAAAUUCCAAAAAGAUGACACCCAUAGAAUGAAAAAAGAACUUUUGAACUCUUUGCCGAUAAAUGAAACGAAAAAAAAACAUCGAGCAAAAAAGAAACAAAUGAAGUUGCGAGCAAAAGUGACACAAGUGGGCAUUGAGCGGAAAACACAUUUUUCUCGCUUCUGGAAAAAGAUAAGAUAGCUGCAUUAUUAGAUUAUUGUCUGUGUGUGCAUGGGGAAACGGGUUAAACCAAUACUUCUCCUAACCAACUUGAAUUGUGGAAAAGUAAUAAAUAAAUUCAAACGAAGACACACACUGAACGAGAAACGGCCAAACAAAACCAAGAUUACAUUUGAAACAAAUCGAAUGAGCCAAUCUGCUUCAAGCUGUGCUUCCGUUAAAAAAAAGUGUGAUACGUGUAGGGGGCGUCUUUGUGUUCAUAUCCCUCAUAUAUUCUCACAAAUUGUUGAUAAAAUUCUUCAAAAAGCAUUUUAGUUUUGGUACUGGUGACAUCAGCAUUUGACAUAAAUAUUAGCGUGUAUGUGUGCUGGUCAAUACAACAGGCGUAAGCCAGUGUACGCUCAGUGUGCAUACUAUCAUACUAUCCGCACUGAUUCACAAGUCCAUUUUCAUUAAAAACAACGACACAGUGCAACGUAAUACAGCAAAGCAAUAACUCUGUGUUCGCCGUCAACCAUGAAGGCAAAUACAAGCGCGUAGACAUAGUGCAUAAAACGAUCAGUAUCUUUAGCUUAUUUUCAUUUUCUAUUUAUACAUGUAUAUCAGGCAUUUCAUUUUUAUUGAUUUGCAAAUCGUUGCAUGCGUUACAGUAAAUUAGUUUAACGUUCUUUUCCACUCUAUGUUACGACUCUCAUGUUUCACAUUCAUCAAACAAUGUAGCAUUCAAGUAUGAAUUAAACCACAAAAAUGUGUUAGUUCUAUAUUGACCGUUUUUCAAGUGUCUCUUUUCCCUUUCUGAGGUGAUGGGAUGGAAGAGAAACAUGGAGAACGAUUUACUGCAAGAGGCCAAUUGUUCGGACUAUUGUUUUUCUCAUAUUAUAUUUUGCACAAUGAAGAAAUUAGGAUUUUUUUCUGUGUAGAUGCAUACUUAAUUUUUAAUAGGCUGGCAUCCAACCAUGUAUUUUUAUUUUUGUUACAGCAGAAAUAUACACUUCAUGGACCUCCCAUAAUAAAUUCUGUGCUUUUCCUCUUUUCGUACAUCGGAUUUCUCGUAAUGAAUUGCCGAACCAAGAGGAAAUUUGAAGAAAAUAAUAAUCGUUGCUAUCUAUGAAGUGGUAGACGCUUGAUUUGAAAUAUUUGUAACAUUCUUGCAAUAAACCAAUUACUAGUUAUUUAUUACGUUUGCCAACAAUUAACUUCUUAGUCACCAGAGACGAUCGUCGUGUUAUUCGACGGCAUUGAAUUGCAUUUGAAUUCAAUUGCGAUGAAACCAAACCUGACAACGCGAUACGAAAAAUAAGAUAAGAAUAUUCUUCGAUGGUAAUAUUAGCCGGACAGUAAAAGAGAUAUAGCUCGCUGUAUGUUGGCACAGGUACUUUGGCGCUUAAUUUCAUUUACCAUCGAUUCUUCAUUCAGUCCUCCAGUUGUUGCUCAUUUCUUAAAUUUCUUUGGCUUUUUUUUGUACGACAAGUCACCUGCUGCAACACUCAUGUUAAUUACAUUGAUAAAGCAAUAUAAAACAUGUUAUAAACUGUGAAAGAUGCAGUGGCAUCCUUCUAGCAUCUAUGCUUUGUUUGCACAUGAUAUUACAAUUAGGUAUCAUUUUGUGCGAUUCUCGCUGACUUGCAUACUAUUUAAGAAAGGUUUUGUGGCCGAGCAAGCAUUCAUUCAACCAAACCAAACUCUUUCUCUUUCACGUCUUGUUUACGCGUCGAAAUACCCGAAGAAAUACAAAAACACGCUUUUGCGCUUAAAUUUCAAGUUUACGGAAGCCGUAUCACUUUUACCGACUUGAUCGGAUUCAGCAAUUAAAACAAGAGUAAAUGUUUCCACUCUUAUUUGUCCAAUGCCCAGCAAUGCGAAUUAUUGAGAAAAUAAUAUUUAAUGAUAACUUCUUCUUAAAAGACUUUGAAAGUGUUUUGAUACUUUGUUCCAUAUGUAACUGAACAAAUAAAAGAGCUAGAAAGAAGCCCAUGUGUUAACAGAUAUGCUCUUGAAUGAAGAUGAACGAAGAAAAACAACAACAGUUUGUGGUUCUAUUUCAAUCAAGCAAAUUCAAUCAAUUUUAAGAAUGAAUACGUCUGGCAUGGGUAUCACCGCAUUUUCCAUCGCAUUGAAACUGCAACCAGGCGGAACAAAGCAUAUUUUUAAAGCAAUAGAGAGUCACUCUUCUCUUUAUUUUUGAAUUGAACUCUCCUCUGAAUUGAUACAGCAGAACCAAUGACGAUGGAUGUAUUGAACCAAAUAAGUUGUUAUUAAGUAAUUAGAUAAUGAUGGAAGCAUAGAUUCUGAAACCGAACAUUUCAGGGGGGUCAAACCAAAAAUUCAUUAAAGUGUCAAAAAAAUCAAUUUAAUCUAGUGUAAAAUAGGUUUCGGAAAAAAGUGAAGACCAAAAAAAAAGUCAUCAAUUUUGAAAAUCAAUUCUAUGUAGUGUAAAAUCAUGAAAUCAUUCUUCAAAAUUCAAUAAUGGGUCAAUUCUAUCUAGUGCGAAAUGUUAAAAUUUCGCCAGCAAGGGUCAAGAUCAACGAGAUCAGACUAUGUCAGAAUCUAUGGAUGGAAGUGAAAAAUUUGGUUUUCACGUAUAAAUCAUUAGAAUGAAUAAACGUGACCACAUUUCCAGUUUUUUAAUUGCUGUUCUCAAAAAUUUUCGACCUCGUGCUCUUUAGUUUCAUUUGAUAUGGUCUACGUCAUAGACUUCAUUAUUCUUCCUAUAACGUUACGUGACAGCCAGUGCAAUAAGAUUUUUGAUCAUUUUACGAACCAUUAAUCUAAAAUACGCAAUUUGAGGGCAUCCUUACUUUCAAAUUAUUUUGACACGCCUUGCGAAGCAAUAAAUAUUUAUGUGUAUUCUUAAUACUGUUGUUAAAAGAAAAUAUCAAGAACAAAAUGCAUUAGAAGAAAAUUUUCUUUAAUAUUUUGUAUGAAUUUCAAGCUAAAAUGCAAAAAACCUAGGGGUUUCACGCAAACUCGAAGGCCGAAGAUUUUACUAAAUAUCUGGAAAUAAAACCAUUUUAUGUGUAAACUA